This is a messenger RNA of Desarmillaria tabescens, 1563 nucleotides long. RefSeq lists its product as uncharacterized. The transcript is spliced from 2 exons. The record is from RefSeq and is a predicted model, not a curated record. Gene Ontology annotation, molecular function: protein binding. The coding region runs from base 1 to 1563 and encodes 520 amino acids. Lineage: Eukaryota; Fungi; Basidiomycota; Agaricomycetes; Agaricales; Physalacriaceae.
AUGGCUCAGCGAAACUUGGAUGAAGAUGCAUCAACCGACAGUGGAGCAACCCUACUUCUCUGUUCCCAGUGUAACAACACAUUGUUAGCUCCUGCCUACGAUUUUUCACCUCGCAUAUGGAACAAUAUCCGUACCCAUGCCAACCCUGACACUGCAGAAAGGAGUCAAAUUGCUCAGAAAAUACUCUCUGCAGAAUGCGACCUCGCACACUACCGAGUGGAGCUCGCUCGGCUACGUGGCAUCGUGUCAAAGUUGGAAAAGCAGGAAGAGAAAGUCAGAGAAUAUAUCUCUGGGUACCGCAGUUACCUCAACUCUGCCGUUCGACGAUUCCCCACCGAAAUUCUUCUUCUCAUCUUUAGCGAAGUGGUGUCUUCGAUACCUGAUCCCAAUUUCACGACAACUCUUCACAUCUCUCUCGUCUGUUUCCGGUGGCGAAACAUAGCACUUUCAGCGCCGUCUCUAUGGCGAAACAUAUAUGUGGGGAAGGGUUGUCCUCCUGAUAUCAAUAAAACGUUGGUGCAGCUGUAUAUCAAGCGCUCUAUGAACGAACCGUUGCGCAUCGCUGCGAACGUAAUGGACAAAGCCUAUGCCUAUUGCUAUGCCCCUGCUCUGUCGGCCCUCUAUGCUUCGUCGGAUCGCUGGGAGGAGGCAAAUUUGAAGCUGUUACAACCAGCGGUGCCCUCUCUUAAUUCGAACGUAAUAAACAAAGUUCCAAUGUUGCAGACCCUCACUCUGGAGAUGUAUGGAAUUGACUCUGGGGAAAGGUGCACAGCGUUCUCCCAUGCUCCCCAAUUACGGACCGUCGCUCUCACAGGUGUAUGGGCCCGGGAAGUUGAACUUCCAUGGUCACAGCUAGAAGCGGUCGAGUUUGGCGGAAAUUACCUCAAACAUCCUUUUGAUUGGACAAUAAUGGCUGGCACCAGCGCUUCGGGCAAUCCGAUCCGUAUUAAACACUUCGCUGUCCCAUAUAGAAUCUUAUGGUCAACAGGAACGCUCAGGUCAAUAUACCUGACAUCGGUGCACCUAGGCAUAUCGCGGGGUACCUCUUCCAUAUCCGGCGCCAUACUUCCCUCCUUGGUCGCUCUGAAGGUUCAGAUACACGACCCAAUCGGGGACAUAGAGUGGGGAAACAGCCUUGUUUAUUUCCUUCGUCGAUCGAAGUGUCAGCUUGAAUGUUUCGAGUUGGUCGUGUCCAGGGGGUCUAUAGUGGAGCCAAGCGAGCUCCUACUUGUUCUUCAAGCCACUUCGUCUCUCCAGUCACUCAAGAUCUCUGAAGCAGAUUUUUUUCCGACACCGCUGAUCACGAACGAGGUCUUACGCAGCCUGUCCUCGGUGUCAAUGCUACCAAACCUGACCUCUCUGCAGUUCGUUUGGACACGAGAGCAUAGCGGUUGGUCGGACGCAUUGAUCGCCCUCUUGCGUUCAAGAGUAUCGGUCUCGAACAAUGCGAAGUCGCUGAAAGCGGUUACCUUGGGCAUCAGGCAUGGCAAAGAGAUGCCUCCAGACGUUGUGGUGUACAUGAAGGAGCUGAGAGCCUUUGGCGUUAUCGCGUCACUCUGGUAG